Molecule: messenger RNA, 1459 nt
Organism: Hemiscyllium ocellatum (epaulette shark)
Lineage: Eukaryota; Metazoa; Chordata; Chondrichthyes; Orectolobiformes; Hemiscylliidae
Product: src-like-adapter
Exons: 8
Coding region: 220-1077 (285 amino acids)
Molecular function (GO): protein binding
Source: RefSeq, a predicted model, not a curated record
GUAGCUCACACUGGCUGUCACCACAAAUUCCGCUCAGCACAAAAAGCUGAAGAGAACAAGGAUCUCAUCUGCUGCUCUGCUGUGCUUUGGAAGGUUUCGCUACAGCUCCUAGAAUGAUGCAUGUCCCUCAAAAAUACCACAAUUUACCCUGCUUGUUAUAAGAAAGGUGUGCUGUCCAAAAGCUCACAGUGUUUAAACACAAGGACUGAGAAUUAAGACAUGGGGAACACCUUGAAGUCUGCAGCCACUGAGAAAGAAUCAGAUGUUCAGGAAUCUCUUACAGCAGAUGACAAUGAUAUGCUUGUUAUGAUCUAUGACUACCCACCAGCAACGAUAAGCCAACCAAUCUUCAGGAUAGGGGAGAAACUGCGCAUUACAGCAGAAGAAGGUGAUUGGUGGAGAGUGAGGUCCUUAAACACUGGAUCUGAGAACUACAUUCCACGUGCCUGUGCUGCCCGAGUUUACCAUGGUUGGCUUUUUGAAGGAAUUGGGAGACAGAAGGCUGAAGAGUUACUACAACUUUCGGGCAAUAGACUAGGCUCCUUCUUGAUAAGGCAAAGUGAAAGCCAAAAGGGUACAUAUUGCCUAUCUGUCAGGUACUACAGUGAUAUAUCCCAGAAACCAGUGAAGCACUAUCGGAUCUUCCGUUUGCCUAAUAAAUGGUAUUACAUCCAAGAACGUCUCACCUUCCAGUGUUUAGAAGAUCUGGUAAAUCAUUAUUGCGAGGUAGCAGAUGGUCUAUGCUGUUUGCUGACCCAUCCUUGCCUGGCUGAGCUUGGUACCGAAAUGUCUUCUGAACAGCCUGUCAUCCUACGUCGCAACCAAUUCAAUUGGAAAAAUGUGAAAAGGGCUGAACUGUUGAGCACCAACUCAAUGUCUCAAGAUGAAGCCUUCGUCAGUUAUGGACUGCGGCACAGUAUCGCGUCCUAUAUGACUUUGUCACAAAUCGAUGAUGAUUCAAUCAGUGACAGUAGCAAGAAAAGAUGGUUCCCAUCCAUCAAAUCCAACAUUCAGAACAGACACAGCUGCCUCCUCACGACAACACUGAGAGAUCCAUAUGAGGAUGACUCUGAAUAAGGGUGUGCUCUACAGUGGCAUACUUGUACUUUAGCUUGUUAAUAACUAUCGUGCUAAUGACUCUUACUGUGCCAUUGCAAAUCAAACACUGGCAAUCAGGGGAGGAAGCUGCUCUCCAUGUCUAUUCACAGAUGGCUUACUCUUCCUUGCAAAAUCUGUAACAUAUUGUCAGACUUUUUUGAGCAGUCUUAUUUACCGGAAUCUGGUAUCCUUCUGUUUGAGUGCAUGCAUUACUGGUCACACGUGAUACAAGCAUAUGUACUUCACCCCUCAUCAUACCAGCCUGAAAUUAUUGCUUUGUAUAUAUAUUUAAAUCAUACAAUGGUGUACUUUUGUUUUACUUUGCAUUCUACGCAAAAGGGUGGAAAUGAAGUGAUUACUU